Molecule: messenger RNA, 2763 nt
Organism: Punica granatum (pomegranate)
Lineage: Eukaryota; Viridiplantae; Streptophyta; Magnoliopsida; Myrtales; Lythraceae
Source: RefSeq, a predicted model, not a curated record
CGCUCUGUCCGUGCAAGAAGAGAACAAAAAAAAACCAGUCCACAACACGACAGCGAUACAACCGAAGUGGAGCGAGCAGUUGCUGUUCCGAAUUCUUUGUUUUUCUUCGCAAUUUCCCCUUUUGACAUCAUUCGGAAGAGGCUGAAGCUCGAUCUAUAGCGCUAGUGGAGGCGACUUUGACCGCAUCUAUCGAUUUCCCGUUCUUCUUGUGAGCUCCGUGCUUGCAGCUGAGUGAGAAGCUUGAGGGGCAAAACCUGUUCGAUCUGGUGCAGUGCUUGAAGAAGACGGAGGAUUUGAUGCCCAUUCGAUGCGUGAUUUAGUGCAAUUGGGGCUGGAAACGGGUGCGUACUGGGCUUGUUGAUGUUUACUCGUGGUGAAUUCUGCUGAUAAUUGAUCUCUGCAGCUCAAUGAACAUCCAGUUCCUAGCGAAUUUGCUGAACUGUACUGGCUUAGCAUAGACGAUUUGUUGGUUGGUUUCGGCUGACCCGAUAUUCUUUUGAGGCUGUUUCGAGGUGGGGUUAUUGUUAUGGUGUCUGAGAAGUGCGAUUUGAGCUUAAUUCAUGCCCUGCCCGAUGAUAUAUUCGCUAUCGUAUCUCGGUCUCUCUCUCCGAGGGAUGUGUGUAAUCUUAGCCUGUGCUGCCGGAGCCUGUGUGCCCUCGUUGAGUCCGAGAAGGUCUGGCUCAGUCAAUGUGAGGUGCUGGGAAUAGUGCCUGCUAAGGACCUCAUCGAAUGGAGAAAGGGGGUCUCUUCCUACAAGGCGCUCUGCCACUUUCUCGUCGCUGUUCAACCGCUGCUGGGGAUAUGGGUUCACCAGAAUCCCGAGCUUGGAAAUGUCGUGUAUGCAAUGCCAGGCUUCGUGUCAGUGGUCGGGUGCAGAGUUAUUCCUCAGGAGCUAGGCCCACUGGGGAUUGAAGAUGGGCCCAUUUUGUGGGCGCCGGUCUUUGAAGUUAUUGGUGAUUUUGAUGGUUCUGCAAUGUUUCUCCUGCAUGGGAGGGAGAAGGGGAAUGACUACUUUUAUCCUGGUUCUGUAAAGGUUUCUGAUAGAUCUUGCAACGUGCUCUUGCUCGAGGUUGAGCCUAGGCUGCAAAGAAACGGUGGCAAAUUGGUGUACAGUAAAAGCUUUGCACACUACCCAGAGAAGGAAUAUCCAAUAGAGGUUUGUAGGUCAGACAGCGGAUUAAAUAGGUCAGACGGAGUAGUGGGACAGAACGAGAUGAGGGUGCCCUUUGGUAGGUUGGGUUUUAGUGAUAGAAGAAAGUUGCUCGAGGUUGUUACCAGCCAGGUACGUCAAAAGGUGCAUGAUUCGGCACACGGGCCACUCUUUCCUCGGUUGAGGGAUGACGAAGAGAGCUUUCAGAAAGAUCUAAAGCUACUGGCAGAAAGAAGAUCCUCGCUCUUGCAGUCAUGUAAGCUUGGUGGAGGGCACAAAGAUUGGAACUCUGAAAAGCCAUUGGAUCCAACCCAAUUAGAAUUGAGUGAAAUCCGGAAAACCCUUGAUCGAUCUACCAGUACCAGUAAAUCUUCAACUGGGGAUGAUAGCACGGAAAUGUGCAUGAAAAAGAAAACUGUUGGGGGGUACGUUAGGAAUAGUAUUAAGCAAAUCCUGAGGAAGUCAAACUCUUUUAAUGGUAGGCACACCGCUUUAAAGAAUGGAGCCUCGAGCAGUGAGAAUAAGCAUGCUCAACUUCAUGAGUUUCUACGAUCGGGUGAUACGAUUGGCCUCAAUUUACAUGCCUCCUAUAUCAAGUUAUCUUCUUACCGAGCAUGGCCAAACAUGCAUGAUAGUCGUUUUGCCCUGUACAAAUUGCCUCUAAGGGCUCCAAAACCUGACCAAGAGUAUGCUGGUCUGUGGGGUGGGACUUUUGGAUGGCCUCCUGGAAAGCCUACUGAAGAUAAGCCAGGGAAGGCUUUAUUCUUUCUCAUGCUCUCAUAUGAGGAAUCCCAGGGUCAGCGCUUCCUCAUUGCAACCAAGAUAUUAGAGGGCACCCACUACGUUCUGCAUCCAAAUGGUUCGGCAAUGUUCAUAGUAAACAUUGAUCAGCCAUCGGAGGAUAUUUUCCCAUGGAACACUGAUGCUAAUGGUCACUCUGUGACUGUGGAAAAUGCUUUUCCCGGAGAGGGUAUUGCAAAUGGGUAUGGUUUCAGAUACCCUGGUGCAAAACCUGGUUCACUUUACAUAAUUCAGAAUGGUCUUCUUGCUUUCAUUUGGAAAGAGUCGAAGGCUGUCUUAACCUUGCAGAGGCUGAGCCUACAAGAUCUAUUGAAGAAAGGUGAACGAGUGCCUGCUCUAUCUGCGACUUCCAACUUCUCAUAUCUGACUAAGUCAUACUCCAAUGUGUUUGCUGGUUUCUCACACUCCUCCACUAGCCUGAAUUCCCCAAGGCAAAAAGGCCUCUAGGAAGUUCAAGUGCUUGUGGAUGAGGAAACCAGAGGACCUGAAUUGAUGUUUGCGUCCAUAAAUAAGGAAAAUUUUCCUCUGCGGUUGCCCGUAGAUUGUGACUGGGAGCGCAGUGACCAGGUGACGCCUGUGUCCCUGUUUCUGCCAUUAUCUGUUGUGAGUGCUGCCUACCCUAUGCAGGCAGGCUUCUUUCUCCCAAAACUUCAAAAGGGUGAGGUAUUUUCAGCUGUAUGCAAUGUUGAGUUUACCUUCAUGUGAUAGUUGAAAGUUUGUUAUUACGAAUUUGUAAUCAGUAUCAGUUUAUAUAUGGCAACAGUGUAUCUGCAUUAUUCUCAGUGAAGUUUCUCAGGGAUUGGGCUUCUUUA